CCCGCGCUCUGCAGCCCCGCGCUGCGCCGGAAGCCUCUGCCCGCCCCCUCCCCGCGCCGGGCCUUAUCUCGGCGCGCAGGGACUGUGGGGCGCGGGCGGCGGGCGCCGGGAGGAGCCGGCGGCAUGGGCCGGGGCCUGCGGGGGCUGCGGGGGCUUCGGGGGCUGCUGCGGCUGCUGCUGCUGCUCCGCCUGCCUCGCGGCGCGGGCGGAGAGGCGGGCGCCCACGAUGUAGAUGUCUGUGCCACUUGCCAUGAACAUGCCACGUGCCAGCAAAAAGAAGGGAAGUGGAUCUGCGUUUGCAACUAUGGAUUUUGGGGCAACGGGAGGACGCGGUGUGUUGAUAAAGAUGAGUGCCAAUUUGGAGCCACUGUGAUCUGUGGGGACCACACAUCCUGCCACAACACACCGGGAGGCUUCUACUGCAUUUGCCAUGAAGGCUACCGGGCCACAAACAACAACAGGACCUUCAUCCCCAAUGAUGGCACCUUCUGUGCAGAUAUAGAUGAGUGCGAAGUUUCUGGCCUGUGCAGGCAUGGAGGCCAGUGUGUCAAUACCCCUGGGAGCUUCGAAUGCUACUGCAAGGAAGGAUACUUGGCACAGAACGGGCCUGAGCCCUUCCAGCCACGCACGGACACCACGUCAUGCGCAGAAAUCGACUGUGGCAUCCCUCCUGAAGUCCCUGGGGGUUACAUCGUAGGAAAUUACAGCUCCACGCCGGGGGGCCAGGUCCACUACAGCUGCAAAGAGGGCUUUCUCAGCAGCUCAGGAGACAGGGUUUCACGCUGCACAGCCCUGGGUGUGUGGGAAUCUCCAAAGCUACGUUGCCAAGAGAUCAGCUGUGGCAGUCCUCCGGCAGUUCAGAACGCCAUCUUGGUGGGGAAUCGCAGCUCCAGCCCCGGGGGUGUGGCUCACUAUGUCUGUCAGGAGGGCUUUGAAAGUCCUGGAGGAAACGUCACUUCUGUUUGCACAGAGAAAGGCUCCUGGAGUGAAAGCACGUACACAUGCACAGAAAUAACGAUAGAAAUUCAUGAUGUGUCUAUGUUUAAUGACUCCUGUGUGAGGUGGCAAAUAAGCCCAGAGAGAGUAAGCUCCAAGAUCAUGUACAAGAUACACAUUGAAAGACAGCAGCCAGAUGCUGUGGAAUCCAUUCAGGAGGAGACACUCAGUGUGACCACAGACAGCAGGACCCCAGAAGUGUGCCUCGACCUUCAACACCGUACCCAUUCCACCGUGAGCAUUUCUGCAGCCCCUCCCUGGCAUUCUGUGCCCGCCAUCUUCAGAUUCCAGGUGGCUGAAGAUCAUCUCCUAGAAGAUGAUGGAAUUUUCAAUAUUUCAGUGUUUAAUGAAACUUGUUUGAAGUUGAACAGGCAUUCUAGGAAAGUUGGAUCAGAGCAAAUGUACCAAGUGAGAGUUCUGGGCCAGAGGUGGUACCUGGAGAACUUUUAUCACGCGGCCGUCUUUAACUUCACAGCAAGAGGCCAAGCUCCAGAAGUGUGUUUAGACCUGUACCCAGCCACUGAUUACGUGAUAAACGUCACCCUUCUGCAGCCCACUGAGCCACGCUCUUCGCAAAUAACCAUAACAACCGCAGCAACAGCAAAACAGAUCAUCACUAAUAUUUCCGUAUAUAAUGAAACCUGCCUGAGAUGGAGAAGCCUUAAGACAGCCAAUGUAGAAGAGAUGUAUUUAUUCCACAUUUGGGGCCAGAGAUGGUACCAGAAGGCAUUUGUUCAGGAAAUGGUUUUUAAUACCACCAGCAGCAGCCAGGCCCCUGAGCUCUGCCUGGACCUGCGUCCAGGGACCAGCUACAAUGUUAGCCUUCAGGCUCUGUCUUCAGCACUUCCUGUGGUCAUCUACCUGACAACCCAGAUAACAGAGUCCCCAUUCCCAGAGGUAGAAUUUCUCACUGUACAUGGAAGGCCUCUACCACGCUUCAGGCUGAGGAAAGCCAAGGAGAUAAAUGGACCUAUCAGUUCAUAUCAGGUGUUGGUCCUUCCCCUGUCUUGGCAAAGCACAUUUUCUUGUGAUUCUGAAGGCAUGACUUCAUUUUUUGGCAACACCUCUCUUGCUGAUGGAUAUGUGGCUGCAGAAAUACUGGCCAGUGAUAUUCCAGAUGACAUGUUGGAGAUCUCAAUUGGAGACAGGCUGUACUAUGGGGGAUAUUACAAUGCACCUUUGAAAACAGGAAGCGAUUACUGCAUUCUGUUACGGAUCAAAAGCGAAUGGAAUAAGGAGAGAAGAUACUCCUGUGCUGUCUGGGCGGAGGUGAAAGAUUCGUCACUCACGCCGCAGCAGAUGGUGGGUGUUGGACUGGGCUCCGUGGCUUUUGUGACCAUUCUUGCAUUCCUAUCCUUCUCAGCAGUGUGAUGGCUGGUGGGCCCUGCUUGGGAACACUGACCUGAUGAUGGACAGAUGUUCUGACAGCUUCUCAGGGGCCUCCGCUGUGUGGCUCCCAACCUGAGCCCAAGUAUGGACCAGAAACUUUCUCCAUCCCAGCAUGACCGCAUUCCUGAAUUCAAGAUGGCAGCCAUCUCUGUGGAAUCUUCCAAGAGGAGAAAACUUGGGAUCCUGCUUUCUGGACCAGUUGUAUGUCCGUAAACUUGAGAUUCAUAUCCAAUGUAAUACUGAUCACGGGGCCACAGACCCUAGGAGCCAGCCCUGUCAACGUUGUAUGUGCAGAGGCCACAGACUCUGAGAGUCAACGCCCAUGGCUGCCGGAUGUGGAACCCCUGAACCUUCUAUUAGGCACCUUUGUUAGUUAGUUCAGAAUCCAUUCUUUCAUAGUAGGUAAUGAGAUGGGCUUAAGUCUGGGCUAGAAUUUGACUUUAGGAAGAAGGUCACUGGAUAAAGAACACCGACAUGAAUAAAUGUUUCAAACAUUUUAGAAGUAGCCCCUUGCCUAUACCAGAAAGUACAAUAGCCUGGUCAGUCUCUCAAGUUCCCUGCAUGACCAUUAGGCAGCAUUGUUUUGAUGCAAUUUCAAUUGUUUAUGUGAGAUCAAAAGUGAUGCCUGCUUUCCAGCAAGACACGUUCUGUAAUUUUGACCAUUCUCUGUUUAGUUAUCAUUUUUUCUUACUCAUUAUCUAUAAAAUUGUUCUCUGCCUCCCUUAAGAAAUGUGUGUUUGGUGAUAGAGUAGGAACAGUGGGCUCAUGGUCAGCGUCUGAGUUUUGGGAGAUAACGGUGACUCACAUACCUUAUCUACACUUCGGAAACGGUGACUGAGACAGUGUGUCAUGGCCUAGGAUAACUGGCUGUAGGUGGGGCUGUUCAUAUGGUGAACAUACAGGUGAAAUGCAUUCAGUUUGCCUUUUAAAACCCAGUUGGUGUCCUUCAGCUUCUUGUCUAAAGACAGCUCAACUCCAAGGCUGUGGCUUCUCCCUCCCUUCCCCCUCCUUAGGGUGGAACCCGUGAGAAUGUGGUCCUGGAAGUGUGCACCACCAGAGCUGUGGCUGGUGCGUUCUCUGCUGGCUUGUGGGGUGUUUGUUGGUGACCUGGUGACCCGGUGCUAUGUGUGGUUUGUCUCCACAAAACUCCUGGUGAAAUUGGUUGGGGUAGGACUUUUAGGGGCUGACUUGAACUUUAGAGGCAUUAGUGCCUUUCUUAUGGGACUGGCUUAGCUACCACAAGAGCACGUGGCACCCAUGAGUCAGUCCACCCUUCCUUCUGCAUUCCACUCUGCCUUGAAGGAUCACGAGACCCUCAUCAAAAGUCUCGAAGAUGCUGGUGCCAUGCCCUUGUGCUGUGCAGGCUCCCGAAGUUAUCAUCCUUUUUGUUUUUUCAGAAACCGCUGAUGCUCAGAUUAAAAUACCAUCAGACUGUCCUUAAAGCUGCUCCAACCUGGGGGUGGGGGUAGGGGGAGUGUUCUGCUUAACUCGGAGAAGUCUGGCAGAGGGAGGCAGCACCCAGAUACCUGUGUCCUCCGUGCCAGCGCCGGCCCUUGCUAGUAAUGGCAUCCUCUGUCCUUUGAAUUACCAACCCUACACAACAACUUAGGACCGCUUUUUCUACAGCUCUCUAGAUUUGCACUCUAGAAAAACUGUCCAAGACAGAGUUGCCUACAUGGGGGCUUGGAAGAUUUCCCACUGAAAGGAGGAAAUCUUGGUUCUGGUUAACUGAUGAAAUGUUAAGUAAACUCUCAGCUUGUAGUAGAGUGUAGAAAUAUUAGAGGAGUUCAUCUACAGCCGCAAAAAUAGCAAACACACGUACUUGGUUAUUUCCUUCGAUUGUUCCCAGUCACGACGUGGAGUCUCUGUGCACACACAGGAGCAGCAGGUGGUGGGCGUGCGCAAAAGCCACGCUUCAUCUUUCUGCCGUUCUUUCUAAGUAGUGUUCCCACAAGCGUGAAGAAGGCGUCUUUAUAGUAUAAUACCUUUUUUCCCUCUGUGUCUGGAUUCCCAGCCAACAGAAGGAACGACCCUUAGGAGAUACAUGGGUGUCCUUGGAAAAACAAGUGAGACAGGAGAAACUCUGUCUACCACGGUGCCGAGCUGGCUUGUGAGUCUCACUAACUAAAGCGAGGCAGAGAGGCAGCUCAGGCUGACGGCCGAAUGGAGGCUGGGACCCACACGGGGAAGGAGAGAACUCAUUCUUGCAAACUGUCCUCUGAAUGUCACCUGUGCUCCAUGUCAUGUGCAUGCCCACACAUAUAUCCACACGUAGGUGCACACAAAAUAAAAUUAAUUUAAUUUAAAAGAUAUAGCUAAAGCCUAAUGCAGGGGUGGAGGAAAGUUCUCUCCCUCAUGACUGGUCUUGGGGCCGUUUAGAUGUGGCUUUGGAUUUUCUUCCAGUUUGGUAAUUGGAAUUGAGGCUCUGCUCAGUCAUGGAACAUGCUUUCUUUGGGCUAUUGUACGUUUUUGUUGUUGGGGUGUGUGGGUGUGCCCUUAGCUGUACAGCAGGCACCUAUUCAUCCAUCCUCACAAGGUUCUAUGUGGCAGGAAGUCAGGGGUUUGUGGUUCCUAUUUUAAAGGGAGAAACGGGCGGGGUGGAGAUGGUGCACGCCUUUUUAUCUCAGCCCUUGGGAGGCAGACCCAGGUAGAUUUGCAGAGCUAGUUCCAGGACAGCCAGGGCUACACAAAGAAACCCAGUCUUGAAAAAACAACAACAACAAAAGGGCAUGGCGGGGUUGGGAAAGGAGAAACAGAUGCAGACAGAUUUCUGACUUUUAAUGCAAGUCUAGUUUUCUUCCCUGGCAUUUGCUAGCCCUUGAACUAGCCACUGAAGUAAUUUGUAGACUACCUCUCUGGUCUUGGGAAAGCCAUGUACCACCACCUGUCACUUCUGGAAGGAGCCACAAACAACCAAGAACAUAAAUAUGAGACCUCUUAGGGAGUGCGGAACAGUGUUUCCUGUCUAAGGUCUGGAACUGCAGCCCUUGAGGUAAGCCCAGAGCAGUGGUGUGUUUCUCUUGAAAUUCCACGGCAGCUUGGAAUAAAGUUAAUGUUUAAAUUGGUUUGAGAGGAAGUGAAAAGCAAUGCCUGAAGAGCAUGGUGGUGCCUCCUGAGCAGAGGCAGCCCAGUGAGUUCAAGGCCAGCCUGAUCUACAAAGCAAGUCCAGGACAGCCAGGGCUAACACACUGAGAAAUCCUGUCUCAAAAACGAACAAACAAACAAACAAAAAAACAACCAACCAAAACAAACAGCAACAAAAACAGUGCUCAGUGAACCCUUUUCAAUGCUGAACUUGUAUCUUGAUUUUCAAAAUCUUCUAUUUUUUCCAUUCUCUUCUAGAAAAGCCCUGGUGAUCAUUGUCUAAGGCCAGGUGCUUGUUUCUAAAGGGAAAGAGGACAUGGGUUUCAUGUUCCAGUAUAUGCAGUGAAGGGUACAAGAAAGAAAACCAAUUUUUAAAGAUGUAUUUUAUAUGAAUGAGUAUCUGCGUGCAUGUAUGUCUGUGCACCAGGAGAAUGUCAAAAGAGGGCGUCAGACUCCCUGGGACUGCAUUGUGGGUGGUUAUGAGCCACCAUGUGAGUUCUGAGAACUGUGUUUUGGUCCUCUGCAAGAGCAGUAAGUGCUCUGAACCCCCACCAACUUUCUAGCCCACAGCAAAUCCCUUUUUAAAAGCAUUGCAAGCUCCGGGUGCAGAGAGAAUGGGUCUGUGGCAGCCCGUGGGGCUCCGAGUCUUGACACCCCUAGCUUUUAUUUAGGAGCGCUCCACCGUGCAUACACCCCUAGAGUGUUUCCAGCAUGCAGUUAUUACUUAGACUAAGUAAUAGCUUAGUAAGGUCGUUGGGAUAAAAACUGUCUGUACUUUGCAUUGAACUACACGAUGCCGGUGAAGUGCCGUCGGGAAGUCAGUUCCUGCUUUCCCCAGCAGAAAGCCUCAACUCCAGUGGCUGCUGUUGGUGCCCCUCACCUCGGUGCCUCUGGGAGGUAGAGAAUUUGAUGUUUUCUUGCAUAUCUUGACAGCUCCACAUGCUGGCUGGCCCUCUGUAGUUCAGUCUCUGGGAACCUUUUUUCUUCAUAGGACAGGUGCCUUUUACUGAUUGAACAAACUCUCGAUGGAGCUGCAGAGGUGGUCCAGGGGAUGAGAGCACACGCGGCUCUGGCAAAGGCUCCGAGCUCUGUUCCCAGCAUCUACAUCUUACAGUUCACAGUCACUGUGACUCCAGAUCUGGGGAAGCCCAGAGCCUCUGGCUUCUGCAGAAACCUGAACCCACACGGAUCACCCUCUCCCCACAAACAUUCUCCCAAAAAAGCUUUUUAUAUCAUUGUGAUUUUAAUGCUCACCUGUCAUAUAUUUCAUUUUUUAAAAAGUGUGUCAUUUUUAAAAAGGAUAAUAUUGUCUUAAAACUUCAUUUGUGCUAUGUAUCGUCACACAAAACCUUCAUAGUUGUAAAGUCAAAUGUAUCAGUCACUUCCCUUUAAAUUGCCUUGAGAAUGAAGAGUCUACCACACCUUUGCCCCUCAGUUUUUCUGGGUCAGGAAUCAAGGACUAAUUUCCGCUAUGCUCAGAAGGACCUCCAAACUCAAGAUAUUAAACGAAACGUAAGAGUUCAACAGUUAGAUCUGUAAUCUACUAGGAACUGAUUUGGGCCUACGAAUGAGAGGGGAGUAUAGGAAAUGCUGUAGUCUUUACUGUUCACACGUCCACUGACCUCACCCCUUGUCGUCUGAAACUUUUCCUUUUGUUCUGUUGAGCUUCUCUGCGCCGGUACGACCUGCUGUAGCUUUAAAAUAGAUCCACACAGAAGAGCAAGCGAAGCUCUGCUCUUUUCCCGUUACUCCCCAGCGUAUUCUCGGGGUUGUUGUUUUUAACGUAUUUAUUCAUGUACAAGGAUUUAUUGUAUAUAAACCAAAGAUUUGAUCAAAUUCCUCUUUUUUUUAGUGUUUACAUACGAGAGCAAAUGUGUAACUAACACCUUUCUCUCUGGUUCUGGUUUAAUUUGGUUAACAUGAUUCUUUUUUUUUUACAAAGGACAUUACAAUCUUCUUAACUGCCAAAUAAUACUCCACUGUGUACAUCCACAACAUUUUUUUUCCAUUCACCCAUUCCUCCCAUGGUCCUAUGACCUGUAAGCAUCACUUUAGAAAAGUUUACAGUGAGUGUCUUCUCUCACCUUUCAUGCCGGGAGAAACCCAGGUUUAUAAUACUUCUUUCUAGGGGCUGUGAAGAUGACCGAGUACUUACUGUUGUUAUAAAGAAAGAAAAUCGCAGACUUAUUUUUUACCAGUGAAGACCCUGGAGCCAGAUGCUGGGGUGAAAGCCUGCGACUUCAGAGAAGCAGAGACAGCAAUUCAGAGAGGCAGAGACAGCACUUCAGAGAAGCAGAGACAGCACUUCAGAGAGGCAGAGACAGCACCCAGCUGACCUUCCUCCUCGGCGGACUUCCCAGAAGGAAAAAGCAGAAAUCCCCUUCUCCUCCACACUGUCCUCAACACCCUUCUCUCGACAUCCCUCCUUUCUGUUUACUCCCUGGCAGCUGUUUGCUUGCGCUUCCUCCUGCCCUGGGUUGACUUCAUUUAAUCUCGUUUACAGAAAGCUCUUGGAUAUAAGGUGUGUGCUCAAACUGAGCCACACCACAGCUACUUGUUUACAGUAAGCAGAAAGCAUGGCUGAGCCACACCACAAUCAGAAACUAGUUUUAUAGUUCACAAUCUCAGGAUUCACAAUGGGACCAGAUAUCCUGCAGCAGUUCAUUGUUAUUGAGAGUAAAAGAUAAAACACUUAGGAAAGGUAAUCUGGCAAUAUUUAUUGUCAGGGACCACCUGAGGGAACUCGCCAACUUCAGAGACCACCUGUAGGAACUCACCAACUUGCCUCAACUUGCCCAUUCCCUUACCUGCAAUAAACAUACUGCUUGGAGAUGUCAGAGACCACCUGUGGAAACUCAUCAACCUGCCUCAACUUGCCUGUUCCCUGCGUUAAACAUACUGCUUGGUAACAGCAGAGAUGUGCUCACAGAACCGUGGCUCAUCACAAGAUGUUUCAGGCCCCUGGCCGAGAAGAAUCUGUAACUUUUCACCCACCCUACUUUCUCAUCCUGAACCCUUUAUAAAAGCUGAUUCUGCUCAGUAAAGUUAGUCCUUGACAAGCA
Molecule: messenger RNA, 8531 nt
Organism: Meriones unguiculatus (Mongolian gerbil)
Lineage: Eukaryota; Metazoa; Chordata; Mammalia; Rodentia; Muridae
Gene: Susd1
Product: sushi domain containing 1
Exons: 17
Coding region: 124-2367 (747 amino acids)
Molecular function (GO): calcium ion binding
Source: RefSeq, a predicted model, not a curated record